This is a messenger RNA of Erythranthe guttata (spotted monkey flower), 2909 nucleotides long. RefSeq names its product ARM repeat superfamily protein (gene SAUR21). Gene Ontology annotation, biological process: protein ubiquitination. The record is from RefSeq and is a predicted model, not a curated record. Lineage: Eukaryota; Viridiplantae; Streptophyta; Magnoliopsida; Lamiales; Phrymaceae. Gene Ontology annotation, molecular function: ubiquitin-protein transferase activity; protein binding.
AUUAUGCAAGUAUACAACCCUACCUAUUAAUUGCUUAUGGGCCGAGUCUAAUUAAAUAAACAUACAAUUUAAUAAUACCCAAUCAGCCUUAUCCUAAUUGCUACGCAACAAUAUUUCAAUUUUAUUGAGUUAUUUACAUCUUUCAGAUUUCACUAAUUCUUCAUGUGAAAAACAUUUAUAUGGGGCUGUGCCGACUUCCGGCGGCUCUUGUUUGGCACGGUCGUUUUGAAUUCCUCACACUUUGUUUUAAUUACUUUUAACUAUUAAUUAAUUAAACAUUUUAUUAAUCUUUGUUGUCAUCGAACUAACUGUAGUCGUGCCAAAUGCUCACGCCAUCACACCUUAUAAAAAAAAUAAAAAAUAAAAAAAUCAAUAUUUAAUACCUAAUCAACAAAAAGAAACUGCUCAAUUAUACAGCUUGACUGCCUAAUAUAUGUAGACAUGUAGCCUACUCCUCCAUUGAUUAGUUGUUGCAUUUCUUUUCUGCAAAAAAAGAAAGAAAAAAAAAGAUUAAACCUUUAGACUAAGCAUCUUAUUAAGUUUGGUCCACAUUCACAGCUCAUUACCUUUGAUUCCUAAUUUCAAUUUCAAUUUCAAUUGCGUUCCCUUCCAACAAAAGUCUUUUUUAACAACUUAUCUCUCUACCUACAUACUUCAAUUCAUCAAUUCAUCAAUUUGUUUGCUUCAAUCGCGGAUAAAUUCAUAUUCUGCGGCGGUGGAUGGCUGUUUCACAGGAGGUUUUUCCGGUGAGAAAGCGGCGGCCGUCGUUGGGGGCGUUUAUAUCGCCGGAUUUCUCCGACCGGAAUCUCCUCCGAGCGCUGUUUCUUCUAUCUCAUGAAAUUUCAACUCUGCAGCCGAUGAGAGUUCUUCUGAGGAAAAGCUCUGCUUCGAUCAUCAGAAAAUCGAAGCUGAUUUCCAUACUUUUCGAGGAACUUGUUCAGAAUCAUGAGAAUGUUCUUCCGCCUUCUGCUGCUUUGUGCUUCGAGGAGUUGUACAUACUUUUGCAGAGGAUAAAGGUACUGUUGGAAGACUGUUCCUCAUACAGCAAAAUGUGGCUGUUAAUGCAAAUUCCUUCUACUUCGAGCUCUUUUUAUCAAUUGACUGUUGAAUUAUCGACGCUUCUCGAUAUUUUUCCGGCGAGGGAGCUCAAUUUGAACGAAGAUGUUGAGGAAUUGCUUAAUUUGAUUAGAAAGCAGUGCUCGGAAAAAGUUGCAGGUGGUUGUGUUGAAUCGAACGAUGAAAACCUCAGAACGGAGGUACUGAAAAUGCUGGAGAACAUCAAAAGAGAAAUUGUUCCCGAUCAUUCGAAGCUCUCCGAUAUUUUCGAACGAUUGAAUUUAAACGAUUCCGCUGGCUGCACAGCCGAAAUCGAGAAUCUCGAAGACGAAAUUCAGAAUCAAAACGACGACAAAUCGAAGGCGGACGCCGUCGCGCUGAUCGGACUUGUACGCUACGCAAAGUGCGUGUUGUACGGCGCCUCCACGCCUAGAAUCACCACCAGGAGGCAGAAAUCGACGGCGGAGGUGAACUGCCCGGCGGAUUUCCGGUGUCCGAUUUCUCUCGAUUUGAUGAGAGAUCCGGUGGUGGUGUCCACCGGCCAGACUUACGACCGGUCGUCGAUAAACCUGUGGGUCGAAUCGGGGCACGCCACGUGUCCGAAGACAGGUCAGACACUGUCCCACACGCAUUUCAUUCCUAAUUUGGCGUUGAAGAAUAUGAUAGCUAUGUGGUGCCGCGACCAGAAGAUCCCUUUCGAGUCAAUGGAAGUUAACGUCAAACCUAACGCCGUUGCCUUGAAUAAAACCGCACUCGAAGCAAUCAAGAUGACCGUUUCUUUUCUGGUCAACAAGUUAACGGCGCAGCAGACGUCGGAAGUAAUUGACCGUUUAGUUCACGAGCUUCGUGUUCUGGCCAAGACCGAUUCCGACAGUCGAACCUGCAUCGCCGAGGCUGGAGCCUUGCCUUUGCUGGCAAAGUUCUUAGGGUCGGAACACCCGAGCCUACAAAUCAACGCCGUUACCACCAUUCUCAACUUGUCCAUACUCGAAGCAAAUAAGACAAGGAUUAUGGAAACUGACGGAGUACUGAACGGCGUUAUCGAGGUGUUGAAAUCGGGCGCCACGUGGGAGGCAAAGGGGAACGCGGCGGCCACCAUUUUCAGCCUGACGGGGGUGCACGCACACCGGAAGAGACUCGGGAGAAAGACACGUGUCGUGAGGGCGCUGCUAGAUCUGGCGAGGGCGGGUCCCACGGGCUCGAAGAGAGACGCUCUGAUGGCGAUUUUGAAUUUGGCGGGUGACAGGGAGGCGAUUGGGAAGUUGAUUGAAGGAGGAGUGGUGGAUAUGAUCGGGGAAGUGAUGGACUCGCUGGUGGAGGAAGCGGUGGCGGUUCUGGAGGUGGUGGUGAAACGGGGCGGAUUGGCGGCGAUUGCGGCGGCAUACCAUGGGAAUGUGGUGAAGAAAUUGACGGGGGUAUUGAGGGAGGGUUCGGACAGAGCAAAGGAGAGCGCGGCCGCGACGCUAGUGAAUAUGUGCCGGAAAGGUGGGUCGGAGAUGGUGGGGGAGCUGGCGGCAACGUCGGGGAUAGAAAGGGUAGUUUGGGAAAUAAUGGGGACGGGAACUGGGAGAGGGAAGAGGAAGGCGGCGACGCUGUUGAGGAUUCUAAGGAGAUGGGCUGCUGGCUUAAGUGGACCGCAGUUCACUCUCCAGCAGCACUCUACAACUCUUAAUAUGACCUCAGCCAGGAUAGUUUUACCUGCAUAACAUUUUGUUACUACUAUUUUUUGUUUGUUUGUUUUUUGCAAUAUUGUUUUUUUUCUUAUACAUUCAUUUGUUCAAAUCCAAAGAUGGCUUCUAAUUGUGUGUAAAUGAUGAUGAUGAUGAUUAUCCCACAUUAAUCCGUCUUCUUCA